This is a messenger RNA of Dermacentor andersoni, 906 nucleotides long. NCBI's taxonomy places the organism in Eukaryota, Metazoa, Arthropoda, Arachnida, Ixodida, Ixodidae. The record is from RefSeq and is a predicted model, not a curated record.
AUGCCGAAGAGCAUACUACAGGACCCGCUGCUGCUGUCGCAACUGACCUGGACCGAGAUUGGAGAUGUGCUGUGCCUGGAGGUAUUUGGAGAGACACGACGUGAGCCACUUUCAGUGCACGGACUUUUGAACAUUGAUGCUAUGGACGAUGGCGUCUUUAGGACGUAUUUUCGUUUCGAGAAGGAGCAUAUAGGCAGACUUCAGCGUGCCUUGCGCAUACCCAAUAAAGUCGUAACUGCGCAAAGGGUUGCGGUUCCCGGAGAUGAAGCCCUCUGCAUUACCCUACGACGGCUGGCAUAUCCCAACCGGCUGUGUGAUCUUGAAGAUCUUUUCGGGCGGCACAGUUCAACGUUGUCAUCACUGACGAACGAAGUCUUGCGCCACAUCGACGAGCGGUUUUUUCAUUUGCUCGACGAUGUAAAUAACCAUUCCUGGCUCAAUCUCGACACGCUGGAGGAAUUCUCGCAGGCCGUUCACGCAAAAGGUGCCCCGCUGACAAACUGUUGGGGGUUCAUCGACGGUACAGCAAGGGCAAUAUGCCGGCCAACAAGAAAUCAGAAACUUUACUUUAGUGGGCACAAGCGGUUUCAUGCCUUGAAAUACCAAUCCAUAAUGUGCCCCAAUGGAAUCAUUUGCCAAUUGGAUGGAUCAUACCCGGGCAGCAAGCAUGACGCUGGUAACUUCGGGAUUAGCAACGUAUAUUCGAAGCUAGAAAGGCUCGUUCAAGGGCGUAACUUCUGCAUUUAUGGAGACCCCGCCUAUCCACUGCGACCUCUUUUGCUGAAGCCAUAUGGUGGUGUGUCCAUCACACCGGAACAGUGCGCGUUCAACAAAGCUAUGAGCAGUGUUUCGCACUACUUCGGCCUCGAUCCACCAGAUCUUGAAACUUACCUUACUCCUCGGUAG